This is a messenger RNA of Lates calcarifer (barramundi perch), 4901 nucleotides long. RefSeq names its product ubiquitin-conjugating enzyme E2Q family-like 1 (gene ube2ql1). Lineage: Eukaryota; Metazoa; Chordata; Actinopteri; Centropomidae. The coding region runs from base 518 to 1354 and encodes 278 amino acids. The record is from RefSeq and is a predicted model, not a curated record. The transcript is spliced from 3 exons.
UCCUAACUGGGGUGCUUUUAUUUUGAAACGCCGUAUCGUUUGAGCGCCUCUUCGCCGGUGCGAACAGACAGGCUGAGAGGCAUUACCGGGGGCUGGUUCGACCUGGGCUGCAUUAAAGCUGGAGCUGCCGCAGCUGCACACACACACACAUCAGAGGCUUCUCCCUCUCUCCCACACUGCAGCUCUCAUCGACGGCAGGUCUACUGGAUGGUGGAGCCAUUUCUUCGUGCAGGGUUUUUUUUUACACACAGCGGGAACAUAACACGGACAUACUCCGGAUUUUACCCGUCUAAGAUACGUCGAGCCGUGUCGAGAUGAUGCACUGAGGAGAAACCAGCACAGGCUCCCCGGUUGUGUUCAUCCUGAGGCUGCAGUGAACGGAGGGGGGAUUGCGGUACAACAAGGUUAAUAAUCAGCGUCAAUAAAGGUCGUCUGUGCGAGCGGGAACCUACUCGAAAGGGAGAAUCUCGCCCCUGUGCGGGGGGAUCGGCGGAGAAAUAUUGAUCUGUAAAAAAUUAUGGCCACCCUACUGCGGAAGAUCGGUCUUAUCCGUCUGCACGACCGAGACACCGAGGACCCGAAGCACCACCAGGGCUCGUUAAAGGGCACCAAAGGGAACCAGAAAAACAACGCCAACAAGCACUGUCAGACCGCCAACGAGACCAACAUCCUGAGCACCCCGGAGAUUAAGGCGAGGAAGCUGGACCAGCACGGCAAGGACAAGCCGACCGGCAAGGAUAAGCAGGGCAAGGAUGCGAAGGAGAAGCAGCAGACGGGAGGAGGCGGGAGUAAAGCGACCAGUGCCUCAUCGAUAGCACCGCUGGCGCCUCACCGGCAACACUGCACCCAGGUCCGGACGCGGAGGCUGAUGAAGGAGCUACAGGAGAUCAGGAGGUUAGGGGACAACUUCAUCACGGUGGAGCUGGUGGAGGACAACCUGUAUGACUGGAACGUCAAGCUGCACCAGGUGGACAAGGACUCGGCGCUGUGGCAGGACAUGAAGGAGACCUGCACCGAGUUCAUACUGCUCAACGUCACCUUUCCCGACAAUUUCCCCUUCUCGCCGCCGUUCAUGCGGGUCCUGACGCCCCGGUUGGAGAACGGCUACGUGCUGGACGGCGGGGCCAUAUGCAUGGAGCUGUUGACCCCCCGCGGAUGGUCCAGCGCCUAUACGGUGGAGGCGGUCAUGAGGCAGUUCGCGGCCAGCCUCGUAAAAGGACAGGGACGUAUAUGUAGGAAAGCAGGGAAGUCCAAGAAAGCGUUCAGCCGUAAGGAAGCCGAGGCCACCUUCAAGUCCCUGGUGAAGACCCACGAGAAGUACGGCUGGGUGUCCCCGCCCGUGUCCGACGGCUGAGCGCCCGCCCGCCAACCCCCUGACUCCCGCGCUAGCCGGAUAAACCCAGCUAGCCCCGACACGCAAAACGACACACCACGCUAACUCAACAAUCUCUCAUCUUUACCUUUUGCUGUUUUCACUCAAGAGUUUCUUUUUCGGUUUUGUGUGUCUGUGUUGUUCUUUUUUGAAUUUUUCUCCUCCUCCAUCUCCACCAAAACUCUUGGAGAGCAGACGCACCGUCAUCAUCGUCACCCCCCCCUCCCCCCCCGGUCCACCAAGAGGAGACUUUCGUUCCCCCUCCCUCUCACCCAGGGAGAUUCUUUCCCCCACUUUGGAAAGGCCUGAGAGGGAGUUGUGUCUGUGUGUGUGUGUGUGUGUGUGUGUGUGUAUGUGUUUGUAUGUUUGUCACUGCAUCGGACAUCAGCCAGGAGUGUGUGCACGUGCAUCAGAGUGUGCGUUACUGUUGGUGCAUUUCUCUUUUUGUUCUUUUUUUUUUUUUCCAACACACACCCAUGCACGUGCAGUCGGACAAAUCGAACAGUGUGGACUUUUCCACCCAUGUGAAAGACUACUAAAUGAAGGAGACCCCCCCGCCCCCUUCUCACCAUCCCAUCCUCUCCUCUCUUUCCAUCGCUCCCCUCUUCUCUUUAGCAAUGAACUGGCAUUACUUCCCACCAUCUCUCUCUGUAGCUGUCGGGUCAUUUACAUGUAAAUGAAGCUGUUAAUGUUUAAUAGACGGGCAGCGCACUGGCGUUUAUACUCACUCAUUCACUCCUCCAUUUCCCCUUUCUUUCGACUGUGCCGUUGCUCACAGUUCAAUGCAACAUGAAGAUUGUAAUUUACAUGGAGCUGUGCUCUCUCUCUCUCUUUCUCUGUCUCUUUCUUUGGCUCGCUCGUUCACUUUGUUUCUCUUUCUUUCUCUCCGUCUCUUGUGGCUAAAUUUAGAGCUCACUGUUGCGUAGAUGGAUAUUGAUUUCUAAUGGAGAAAAAAAAAAAACUGUCACACGUUGCUUUAUGCAGAGACUAUGUAUGAUAAGUAGAAUGACAGUCAAUCACCUCUUUCUUUCUCUCUCUCUACUUUCAUGUUAUCGUGUGUGUGUGUGUGUGUGUGUGUGUGUGUAGGAGAGGAAGAAGACUGUAAUUCCCAUGAUUUAGAUACCAGAUGGUACAGCUGAAGGCCAGGCCUCACUAUGUGUUUGUGUGUGUGUAUGUGUGUGAGCAAGGGAGACAACCCUUUAAACAGAGAAAAAUAUGAUUUACUGUGAAUGACACUAAGGCCUAAAGGGAGUGCUGUUUUUUUGCUAAAUUACUUGUCGCUGUCUUGUUCCACUGUCUGUGUCAGCUCCUGAUUAUUACUACUGUAAACACACGUGUGGUUGCGAGCGAAUAGGCAUACAUGCACAUAGCCUCGUCUCUGAUCAAUGUAAAGACCUAAAGGUCAGUCGAAAACACACUUCAGACAUUUACCUGUGCUCCAGAGGCACUCACACUCACAUACACAUUAAGUUCAUCCACGCACACACAUGCGUGCACACAUACACACACACACGUUGCAUCCACCUGCGGCCUCAGCGAUGGCGGAAACACCUCCAAAUGAAGACAGACAGGAGCUCGAGUGCUGCCGUGGAUGGAGUGGUGCUUUAAAUGAGUGUACGCCUCACAGCCGGCCUGAUUGAUGUCUGCUGAAAGAGAGGCAAUAGGGAGAGGAGAGGAAGAAGAACAGAGGGAGAGGAGGGAAUUGCGGGUAGCUUUGAUCACUACCGGCUGCUUCUCAGAAAAUGUCAGGCGGCUCGCAAAAUGGCUGAAGACAGAUUAUUAUUUGUGCUGCCCUGCUGUGAUUACUUAAGAGACACACAGUUCCAACCUUUAAAAGGACUUUAUAAACAUCUAAUAUUAACUCUAUGGCUGUAGCAGCGUCGUCCUCAAUCAGUCGGGCGCCUACUAGCCACAGACAGAUCUGUCCGUCCAGUCCAGUGGGCUCUUCGUGUGUUUGUGUUGCUAUCUGCCAGUUAAAUGUCAGAGGGAAAGCUGCUAAUUGGUCUGACAUUUCAGCAGAGCGUCAUUAGAGAAGAGCAGCGAGAGCAGAAGGAUGGAGGAUGUCAAACCUCCCGCUCGGCACUGACAUUUUCUCACUUCCCGCUCCUGCCCUGUGUUUUUUUUUUUUUUUUUUUUUUUCCGCAGGGAUGGGGUGGUGAGGAGUAGGGAGGGCAGAGAGAGGGUUAGGUGAGGGGAGACAGGGGUACAAGAGCAGCUCCACGCCAGUCAGCUCUCAGCAGGCACCGGCCGUAAUCCUGGAGCAAAGGGCGUUUAAAGCGCUGAGCUGAAGCCAAGCCGCGCUGCCAGCACGCCACGUUUGGAUCGGGCCGCGCUACAUCUAAAAAGCCCCCCACCCUCUUCCUCUUCCCUCCCCUCGUGUCGUGUUUGUGGUCGAUAACAAAUGUCCGUCUGUGUGUGAGUGCAUGUGUGUGCAAAUAUGUGUGUUACGCUCCCAUCAUGAAAAAAAAAGAGAGAAAAAAAACAACAACACACCAUCUGGUAUGUGAUCAUGUACGAAAGCGUGUUAGUCCUCUUUGAAUUUGGCUAGUCAUUUCAGGGUCGAUCGUAUAGUGAUCUCUUGGCUUGUCGGCGGAGAAAACUGUAAACUGAAUUAUUAUUAAGACAAAAUAUCUCAAAAGCUCAGUGUUUGCUGGUUUCAAGAGAAUAAUUUUGUGAUAUAGUUUAGACUGGUAGUUUGCAGACACUAACUGGGUGAACUGAUUAUGUUGUAUUAUAUCUGCAUGUGAUACGUGAUUGGUAGCUAGCUACUGUAUAUCUUUUUUCAAGAAAAGCAAGAAAAAAUAUGGGGAAAAAACAAAAAUGCAAAUGCUUUUCUUUUCUUGGUCUUUUUUUUCUUUUUUUGGGUUCUGUACUGUAUGUAUUUUUUUUUUCUUUCUAAGCGUCCUAAAAAUGUCACAUUGUGUUAUAUGAAUGUUUGUGUUUUAAUUUAUUUGUGGUUUGCCAAAAUGAAGAUUUGAAGCAUGUUGCAGGUAUUGUCACAAGAAAACGAGAAGAAAAAAAAAAUCUUACUAAGAAUGAUAGCCUACGUAUUUGUGUGAUGGGGAAAGGUGUGUUUAUUUGGGGGGAUUUCAGGGAGUUAAGAAGGACAAAAGGUUUCAAAGCCUCAAGAUUAUGAAAGGAGUAUUUCCUUCAUUGGGAGUGCAUCAAAAUGGAAUAAAGAAAAUUCCUACGCUCCCCUGAAUACUUCCUAGUCCCCUCCAUGAUGUCACUACUGUCCCUUCCCCAUUGGUCCUGCUCUAGACAGUGAUUUGGCUUGUGGGUAAUGCAGUCAACACAAAGAUCUGGACUUAAAGUUCCCCUCAGUCACAGAUCUGGGAUCAGUGCGACCUCCCUGUGCUUCAAAUCUAACUCGUCAAGGGAAUCUGACCUGUGAUCAGUAACUCUGGGCAACUUCGUCCCACUCCUGACUCGAGUGUUUGGUCGAGACCGAGGUCUUAAAAUUUCAAAAGGUGAAAGGUCGUUGCAAGACCAAACAGGAAUGUGCAAUAAAAGUUACAGCUUAUUCAAA